Molecule: messenger RNA, 2100 nt
Organism: Brugia malayi
Lineage: Eukaryota; Metazoa; Nematoda; Chromadorea; Rhabditida; Onchocercidae
Exons: 14
Coding region: 1-2100 (699 amino acids)
Source: RefSeq, a predicted model, not a curated record
AUGGAAAAAAAUAAUGCUAAAGAUCUACAAGCAGUGGACAAAGCAACAUAUGAAUUACAAGAAAAAGUUAUUGCUGUCAUAUGGGAUUGGAUAUCAGUUCAAGUACCACUUGAUAAAAUUAGCUUAUUUAUUAGUAAAAUUCGUUCUACUGUUGUAGAAAAUUUGGAUGAAUAUUAUCCACGUGAAUGUGCUUUUGUGGUUUAUUGUGAUGCUCGUUUUACGCCACCUGUUAUAACUCGUGAACUGGCAAAAUCAACGAAUGUGGACAUAAAUCACAUCGAAUCAAAUGAAUCGUCCUGGGCUAUUUGUAAAAAAUUACAUCGUUUUCACAGUGAUUACGAUCCUGGUAUAAUUGCGCUUAUCUCUGGUGCAUCAGCAGCUUAUGGUCCAGUGCUUACAAAACUUAGCCGUUGCGGUUGGCAUAUUCAAUUAUUUCAUCCCGAGAAUACAUCUCGAGAAUAUGCACAUUAUGGUGAUCGCAACUGGUCAAUUGAGCGAUUACUUGAUGGCGAAAUUGAAAAUAUUAAUAUUAAUACAAAUUUCCCGCAUACGGUACACUUUUUGAUAACUGAAUUAUGCAAUAACGAUGAAUCACUUGGUUUUUUGACUAAUAUUACCGAGCAGUAUCAAACAAGAGUUAUCUAUUUUAAUGAAAAAGCUGCUGAAGCAAUUAUUGAAUUGAAAGCAUUUGAUAUUGAAGGUGCAGUAUCGUUACUUGAAGCACGUAUUCGGGCUUGUUCGCCGAAUAACGGCGUUCUAGUGGCUUCUACCACGGAUGCUUAUCGUUUGGAAAUUUUAACCAGUGCAUAUUUCCUUUCCAACAUCAAAAUUGCAAGACUAACCAAUGCACCCAAUGAACGGCCCAACAUACAGUAUCCGAACACUCCAACAGAUAUAGGAACACUGGAAGCAACAAUCGGUAAUAGCUUCAAUGCUGCAAUACCACAACCAGUAGCUGUACCGUAUUCAGUGAUGCUACCAUUAAAUUUUAUACAACAGUUGACUUUUCCAUUUCGCUUAGAUAUUACUUCUGCUGCUAUUGCACAUGUUGAUACGGCUGCAGCUGCAGCUUCAGCAGCUGCCACUACAAUAUUCAAUAUUGCAUCAUCAGCAACAGCAGCAGCAGCAAAUAUUACAACACAUACUGCAAUACCACAACAUACAACAUCAACUCCUGCUGCUACUACUGCUACUGCUACUGCUACAGCUACUUUCGAUCCAUAUGUAGCGGAACAAAUUGCUGCUACUACUACAACAUCACAACUUUUGCAAGAGCGACACGAACUGCAACAACAAGUUAUGCAACAGCUCAAAGUUAGUAAUUGCAAUAUGGAUGAUACGACAAUUGAUUAUGAACAGAAUAAGAAUAAAGAACUAGAGGAUGAUUCAAAAAGUCAUAAAGAGGUUAAAAUUGAAGUAUUUACUGAAGAUGAAGAUGACUAUGGUGUUGAAGAGGAUGCUGUUUGUGCAGUCAAUCAAAAUGAUAAUAGAAAUAGCUGGGAAAUGGAGUGUAACAAAAGUUUAAAUGAAAAUACGAAUAUGGCGAUGAAUCAUUCAUCAUAUGAUGGAGCAGCAAAUUACAAUAUAGCAGAAUAUGUAAAUGAAUAUCCACCAUUACCAAAUACGGAAUCCGGAAGUCCACUAUGUUAUUCAGCUGUUGUAAAGGGUAUUAAACCAUUGAACAACAAUAACAAUAAACCAUCAACUAAUCCUAUAAAAGAUUGUUCAAAUGUAGCAACACCACAACGACAUACAUCAAGUAUGACCUCAGUGUCAACCCAAAUGUCACAAUGGGAUCAAAUGGUAAUCGAACGUGGCGGCAAAUUUAAUAAGCCAGCACCGCAGUGCAUCCAUUGGAAUAACCCCAAGCAUCGCCUCGAUUUUCCAUGUCGUUUUUGGCAUCCACGUGAGCAGUGCCGCUAUUAUCCAAAUUGCUCAAAUACAGCCGAUGAAUGUGGUUUUGCUCAUCCAUUUUGUGGUGAUUUUUGUCGUUGUCCAAGAGGAAAACGAGAUCCACAAAAAAAUCAUCGUAUUCCAGAGGAAAGAUAUUUCGGUGGUGGCGAUCGAAUGAAAUACGCCACUGAGAGCGAUAUACAAUAA